UCCUAUUUCUUCAUCAACCUCACAUAUAUCCAAAAUGUCCGCCAUUCACGUUCCCCGAGCCCUCUUCGGCCUGACCAUCCCGUGUGAUGGCAGUGAGAUCCCCGCCACCCAGAAGCCCAUGAAGAUCCGUCUUACCAUGGCUGCGAUUGACCCAUUCGAUGAGCCAGAAAACGAUUCGGCGAAGCAAAUCGCCACUCUUUAUAUGGUUCGGGACCCGAUCUGGCGACAACUGGGCCCUGAUAUGGAUGGCGAGUCCCUGGACUCCGACGACAUCGAGGGGAUCAUGGGAAGGUUGCCUCUCGGCAUGGACUCGGACGAGGAUAUGUCAGAUGACGAUGAAGAGUCAAACGCUGGCCCCAGCGACCCGGCAAAGGCUAAGGCUGCGCUGAGGAAAGCUCUCUUGGCGGACUCGGAGCUUGCAGAUGCCAUGGACGAGGACCUGCUUGCGGAGGUUAACGGCACCAAGGUCAAUAAGGGCAAGGGCAAGCUCGUCGAUAUGGACAUUUCCGAUGACGACGAGUCCGAUGACAUGGAGGAUGACGACUUCGCUGAAGAAGUUGUGAUCUGCACUCUUGACCCCAAUCAGCAUUGCCAACAGCCGCUGGACGUCCAGAUCAGCCACUUUGACGGAGUUUCAUUCAGAGUCAAAGGCAACUUCAACGUCCAUCUUACCGGCAACUAUGUCCUAUCAGAGGAAGACGCCGAGGAGGAGGAAGAGGAGGAAGACGAAGAGGGCAUGCCUACCGGCCCUAAUCGCGAGCUCCUCACCAUCCUCAAAGCCAUUGGCGAGACCGAACAAUCCGACGAGGAGGACAUGUACGGUGAUUUCGAGGGCGAGUCGGGAGACGACUCGGAAUUCGACGAACUCGAUAACCUCCAGGCUCAGCGCGUCACCGAGGUCGAUGAGGACGAAGAGGAGGCCCCGAAGCUGAUCAAGGCCAAAGGCAAGGAUAAGAGCAAAGGCAAGAAGCGCCCCGCCGAGGAGGAUGAGGAUAUCAAUGCUUCUCUCGACGAUAUCAUCAACAAGUCCCUCAAGCCGGAGGCCAAGGCCGCCGAGCAGCCGCUGAGCAAGAAGCAGCAGAAGAAGCUGAAGAACAACGCUGGCCAAGCCGUCGCUGCCGCCAGCACCGCCGACAAGAAAGACGCGGUCAAGGAACAGGCGAAUGGGAAGAGCGACAAGAAGGUCCAGUUCGCGGAGAAGCUCGAGCAAGGCCCGACGAACCAGAAGGCUACCAAGGCCGAUGCCAAGGCCAACGGCGUGAACGGCAAGGCUGAUGCAAAGGCGGAGAAGGGAAAGCCCGUCCUCGGCGUCAAGACCAUCCAGGGCGUCAAAAUCGACGACAAGAAGCUCGGGACCGGUCCGCACGCGAAGAAGGGCGAUCGCGUCGGCAUGCGCUACAUCGGGAAGCUUGACAAGAAUGGCAAGGUCUUCGAUGCCAACAAGAGCGGCAAACCAUUCAUGUUCAAACUGGGCACCGGCGAGGUGAUCAAGGGCUGGGACAUCGGUAUCGUCGGAAUGAACGUGGGAGGAGAGCGUCGCAUCACGAUCCCCGCCAACUUGGCCUAUGGAUCACAGUCUAUCCCUGGCAUCCCGGCGAACUCCACUCUGGUGUUCGACAUCAAGAUGAUCUCGAUCAACUAAGCGGCUGAUUGUCAGGACUGACCGGCGUCGACGAUGGUAACGGCCGCAUAAAUAUGCAGGCAUCAGCUUCGUGAUUAAUUGCUGGUCCCUGGUCUCCAUUUUCCAUUUUCCGUUUUUCUCUGCUCUGCUCAGGUAUACUUCCUAUGGCGAGGUGGUUUCCGAUGGGCGAUCACAACUUCCUGGCGUUGAGCUUGUUGAAGGUUACCGGCCGUUUACUCCGUUCUGGUACGAGAGUUCGGGUUGAGAAGUGACGAGGGGGACCAAAAAGUGUUUGCAAUCAUUGCUCGUGUAUAUAUAUUUCGGAAUCAAAAACCCAGCGGGAUCAAUAUCGUCGUCAUCCACUCUAGUGAUUUCGCGAUAUCAGUCACGGGCCACAAACAAAUUAGGGGUAUUCGGACGCGCAACUUUCUAGUUCCAACGAGGGAAGCGUUACAGAUCAUUCAAUAAACUCGAGGCCUGGUGUUAAUAUGGUGAG
Molecule: messenger RNA, 2117 nt
Organism: Eremomyces bilateralis CBS 781.70
Lineage: Eukaryota; Fungi; Ascomycota; Dothideomycetes; Eremomycetales; Eremomycetaceae
Exons: 3
Coding region: 35-1642 (535 amino acids)
Cellular component (GO): nucleolus; chromatin
Molecular function (GO): macrolide binding; peptidyl-prolyl cis-trans isomerase activity
Source: RefSeq, a predicted model, not a curated record